Molecule: messenger RNA, 860 nt
Organism: Salvia hispanica
Lineage: Eukaryota; Viridiplantae; Streptophyta; Magnoliopsida; Lamiales; Lamiaceae
Product: large ribosomal subunit protein eL13z-like
Biological process (GO): translation
Cellular component (GO): ribosome; cytosolic large ribosomal subunit
Molecular function (GO): structural constituent of ribosome; RNA binding
Source: RefSeq, a predicted model, not a curated record
ACGCGCCCCAUUUCUCUGUGGAUUUGCAGCAGAAGAGCUAAGAGGAGCUCCCCGUCGACCGCCGUAAACCAUGAAGCACAACAACGUUAUUCCCAACGGGCACUUCAAGAAACAUUGGCAAAACUAUGUGAAGACAUGGUUUAAUCAGCCUGCACGCAAGGCCAGGAGAAGAAAUGCAAGACAGCAGAAGGCAAUCAAGAUAUUUCCAAGGCCCACCGCUGGUCCACUUCGUCCAGUUGUUCGUGGCCAGACUCUAAAGUACAACAUGAAGGUCAGAGCUGGUAGGGGAUUUUCUCUGGAGGAGCUGAAGGCUGCAGGCAUCCCGAAGAAACUUGCACCAACUGUUGGUAUUUCAGUCGAUCACAGGCGUCGCAACAGUUCCUUGGAAGGGUUCCAGACCAAUGUCCAGAGGCUGAAAACAUUCAAGGCCAAGCUCGUUGUCUUCCCAAGACGCGCUCGCAAGACCAAGGCUGGUGACUCUUCACCUGAGGAGUUGGCAACCGCCACCCAAGUGACGGGACCAUUCUUGCCGAUUGUAAGUGAGAAGCCAUCGGUUGAGCUUGUGAAGAUCACAGGAGACAUGAAGUCAUUCAGGGCAUACGACAAGCUGCGUCUGGAGCGAACUAAUGCACGCCAUGUCGGUGUUAGAGCCAAGAGGGCAGCAGAGGCUGAGAAGGAAGAGAAGAAGUAGGUGAAAAAGGAAGUUUGUGUGAUUUUCUGAUUCUACAAGCUGUUUAAUCUGUUUUUGUUUUGGGGCUGGACCAGCUUUCUUGAUUUUGUUCGAAAUUUUUCUAGUGUUAUCUUCUCUUUGUAUGAAUUAUUUAAGACAGCAAAUCUUAUCAAAGUUUCAACUUUCAAUA